Amblyraja radiata (thorny skate) is the source of this 1672-nucleotide messenger RNA. RefSeq names its product PH domain containing endocytic trafficking adaptor 2 (gene pheta2). Gene Ontology annotation, cellular component: recycling endosome; trans-Golgi network; early endosome. The transcript is spliced from 2 exons. NCBI's taxonomy places the organism in Eukaryota, Metazoa, Chordata, Chondrichthyes, Rajiformes, Rajidae. Gene Ontology annotation, biological process: retrograde transport, endosome to Golgi; receptor recycling; endosome organization. The record is from RefSeq and is a predicted model, not a curated record. The coding region runs from base 135 to 1013 and encodes 292 amino acids.
AGGGAGGCCUGGCCACUCCGUGACGUCAGCGGGAGCCGGUGAUGGCGGACGCGGGGAAGGAGCGGCCUGAGGACGAGCGGGGCGUGAGCCUGAGGGCGGGCAGCCCGCGGGGCCGGGGCAGCCGAAGCUAAAGCAUGAAGUUGAAUGAAAGAAGUGUGGCAUACUAUGCCACUUGUGAUUCUCCAACUGACAAGACUGGAUACUUGCACAAAAAGGGAGAACGAAACACUGCUUAUCACCGCCGUUGGUUUGUUUUGAAGGGUAACCUGUUCUUUUACUUUGAAGAAAAGGAGAGCAGAGAGCCCAUUGGAGUAAUCAUAUUGGAGGGAUGUACUGUGGAAUUGUGCGAGUCUUCAGAGGAGCAUGCUUUUGCAAUCAAGUUUGACAGUGUUAAGUCAAGGUCAUACAAAAUGGCUGCUGAGAACCCCACAGAAAUGGAAGCCUGGGUUAAAGCUUUAUCCCGCGCAAGUUUUGACUACAUGAGAAUAGUUGUGAGGGAACUUGAAAAACAAUUGGAAGAGAUGCAGCAAAGUAGAGGCAGCAGCCGGAAAAGCCAGAGAAACCCAUUUGCACGAAAACAUGCAAUCAAUCCUUCUGGUGCACAACAAAUCUCAAGUAGUUGCACUAUGUCUCAUGGAACUCCUGUUAAAGAAAAUGGCUACGUUCCCUGGAAUACCACAUCAGUUCAAACACUAGAAACUGAAUGGAAUGGCAAAGCUCAUGCUGUUAAUGAUAAUGACAUUGCUAAAUACUUCCCAGACCAGGAAAGACCACCACAUACCCAACGCUUGCCACCUCCCUUGCCCCCAAGGAGGAGAACAGCAACAGGAGGAGUAACGUCUGGGAUUGGUGGUCUGAUGCUGGCCCAUGAUAAUGCUGCCUCAGCCACAGGGACUUACUGCUUCAGCAGAUUACAUGAGUGGUUUGGCAGGGAUGUGAUACAGCUGCAAAGACAGUGGCAAGAGCACAAGAUCAGAAAUGAUGGUGUGUCAGAACCUGAUCACAUCAUCUGAAUUCAUAAUAUAGUACAUCUUGCUCAGUGUCUUUAAAAGGAGGAUUUCUUUCUCGAGUUUUAUAUCUAAUUCAAUCUCUUUAGCAUCAUAUUCUAGCCCUCUAGUGCUUUCCAGUAUGUAUACAAAAGGUACUCUGCAUUUCUGUUUUAGUUUUUUUUAUAAUCUGGCUGGAUCCAGCAAAUGAAACACAAUAUAUUUAAAUGGGCAUUGGGCAAUGUCUUACAAUUUUUGCUACUUAUGUCCUUCUGUUUUAAUUUUAGUAUCCCUGGCAGUGAAAUGAAAAUGAACAUGAAAAUUAAAGUAAUUCCAAUGAGCUUUUUAAAAUAAAUGGGAUUUUGAGUUAUGGUGCAGAGACAAAACGAAUGCACCUUAAGUUUGAUAUCUGGUAAUUGUCCAACUCGAAAAUGAGGAUAGGUGGCCUUGUUUAGAGUGUGGGAUGGGAAAUCAUCCAAGCUUGCUAUAGUUUAUAUUGAGAUUUGUGUUUGCAAGAUUCACGCUGUCCACCUUGAUGUUGGCAGCCUGCACAAAAUGGCCUACGCAUGGACACUGGCUAUUUUGCCUGUGAACCUGCCCUGCUGCAUCUCGGGGUGGGAGGAGUGUCAAAAGUCAUAGCAGACUCAGGAUUUACUUGCCUUUCCUUGAUUGGUGCUGCCAGUUGU